CAAACAUCCAGCAUUUGAAAUGGGUUGGCGGCAGCUCUUCUUGGUGAUCGCCGCCAUAGCGCUGUUGGCACAUGGCACCUCUAGCCAAGCAGUAGAUGCGCAAACUCCACCCAUUGACUUUGGCGAUCUAGAGGCUUUGUCCUUUGCCGAGCCAACGGCAUCGGAGAAGCAGAGGAAUCAAAUGGACGUGAUGGUGAUCGUCGGCACGGUCACGGCCACCACCGCCCGCGUCAUCUACGAACCCCUCGUGAAUGACGAGUCGUCCAUCACACUGUCCUUGAUCCUGCACAAGGGUCCGCGUACCAACGACGUCGUGGUCAAAACGCUCACGCAUCUGCAGUAUCAAUCGUUCCCGUAUGCCGCCGCCUUUGAUACGCUCGUUCCCAACUCGACGUACUUUGUGCACGUCCAAGUGGGGACGUCUCCAUCCCCCACGUACGUCGCCGUCGCUCGCUUCCGCACGCCGCCGCUCGACAUUUCCAACGACAAGCUGGUGGUGCUGGCGUUGUCAUGCGAUCGAUUUCUGGACGACGCCGACGACUCGCACUGGGCCACCUUGGCUGAGGAGGUGCGGGACCCCGCGUACUAUGGCACGGUGCACACCGGGGACCAAAUCUACGCCGACAGCCUCGAGGUGUCGUUUCGGCGGGCGGCCAACUUCGACGCCACAUUGCAUGCGUACCGAGGUCUGUACCGCCGCGCUUUUGGCCGGCCGCUGGCUCAGCGCGUACUUCGCCAUGGCGCGCAUUACAUGCAAGUGGACGACCACGACAUCGUGAGCAACUGGAGUGGCGACACGUGGUACUCGCAUCAUGUGAUGAUGCGGGCUGGGCUCCAGGCGUACUUUGAGUACCAAUAUCAACUGCUGAGUGACUGGACCAACGUGCCACCAUGUCAAUCUGGGCCAAAGGAAGAACUGUACCGUACAGUGUACCACCACGUGACACUGGGCGACCACCAAUUGCAGCUCGUGUUUGCCGACACGAGGUUCGAACGCGGCCUCACCUUGUCCACCAACCAACUGGUGAGUUCGUCCCAGCUUUCGUUUCUAAACUCAACGUGGGCCGAGAAUGCAUCGAUGCGAGUGCUGUUUACGUCCGUCCCGCUGUUCUUUCACACAGCCAUGAGCGCCGCCAUUGCUCACUUUGUCGAUGGCGAAUUGUAUCCUGGCCACGCAUACUUUACGUCGACGGUGCAAGCCAUAUGGAGCCAACUCCCCGCCAAGACCUUGCUUUUAGUCGCCGGUGACUUGCAUAUGGCUCAACGUGCGACAGUGUGCGACGCGUCCGCCAAGUGUGUGCCGCAGCUCAUCGCGAGUGGAAUCACUCAGCACUCGACGGCCAUGGAGGAUCGGAGGCUCCUCGUCUUCUUCUACGCCAUUACACAGUGGCUGCAGCCUCUAGCCUGUUUAUGGGGGCAAGAAUCUGUGUGCAUCCGGUCGGCAUCGGCGCAUUAUGGCCAAAAUUAUGCCAAACUAACGUGGGACCACGGCCAGUGGAAGUCUGAAGUAGUCACCAAGGAAUACGACCUCGUUACGGAGACUAUUCUACAGGGACUGGUGACGUGGGGGUUGGAUACGCGAACGUUGGUCUCCGUCGGUGUUAUCAUGUUGCUGCGGUGGAGCGGCAUGCUGUCGUGGUGGAUCUAACUAGGUAGUCAGAUCUAUUGGUGAGCUCAAGACUGUAUUUACGGUCGAGUGAGUGUAGUACAUACCAAAAAGCUGUUGGAACCGCGAUCGAUCGCAGUUCUAACGUUAUCCACUACUGUCGUUCACAAGCAAAUGGAAAAUGAAUGGCACUACUUACUGUAAUA
Molecule: messenger RNA, 1812 nt
Organism: Aphanomyces astaci
Lineage: Eukaryota; Oomycota; Saprolegniomycetes; Saprolegniales; Verrucalvaceae
Exons: 6
Coding region: 20-1648 (542 amino acids)
Source: RefSeq, a predicted model, not a curated record